GACAAUGACCUAAUAAGAUAGUUAAUCAUCAUUGGACUGAAAAAAGAAAUAACCCAGCUAACUAUUUAGCAAGAGACUCUGACAACAGAUAAAGGGAUAGACCUGUGGUUUUUGCUGUGGGAUCCUAAGUCCAGGUGAUCACUUUGAACUAAACAUCAACAACAACUGGAAACAUUCACAUGAUAUAUGCAGUUCAAUGAUGGACCAAAAUCAUCAUUCAGAUAAGACAGCAGAGGCACAACCUUCUGAGAAAAAGAAAACUAGAAACUGCUGCAAUGGAUUCAAGAUGUUUUUGGCAGCCCUGUCACUCAGCUUUAUUUCUAAGGCACUGGGUGCAGUCAUUAUGAAAAGUUCCAUCACUCAAAUAGAAAGGAGAUUUGACAUAUCAUCUUCUACUGUUGGCUUAAUUGAUGGAAGCUUUGAAAUUGGAAAUUUGCUUGUGAUUGUAUUUGUGAGUUACUUUGGAGCCAAAUUACACAGACCGAAGCUAAUUGGAAUUGGUUGCAUUAUUAUGGGAACUGGAAGUAUUUUGACUGCUUUACCACAUUUCUUCAUGGGAUAUUACAGGUAUUCUAAAGACACCACUUUUAAUCCAUCAGAGAAUUCAACAUCAAAUUUACCAACUUGUUCGAUUAACCAAAAUUUGUUAUCCAAUAGAACGUCAUUGGAGGUAGUGGGAAAAGGUUUGGAAAAGGAUUUUGGGUCAUAUAUGUGGAUAUAUGUUCUCAUGGGUAAUAUGCUUCGUGGAAUUGGGGAAACCCCUAUUGGACCCUUGGGGAUUUCUUACAUCGAUGAUUUUUCUGAAGAAGGACAUUCUUCUUUGUAUUUAGGUAAUUUGCUUGCAGUAACAAUGAUUGGUCCAAUCAUUGGCUUUAUACUGGUAUCUCAGUUUUCUAAAAUGUAUGUGGAUAUUGGAUACGUGGAUCUGAGCACUAUCAGAAUAACUCCUAAGGACUCUCGUUGGGUUGGUGCUUGGUGGCUUGGUUUCCUUGUGGCUGGACUAAUAGCCAUUAUUUCUUCUAUACCAUUCUUUUUCUUGCCCAAAACUUUGGAUAAACCAAAUAAAGAAAAAAAAGCUUCAGCAUCCUCAGUAUCUUUGCCUAUGAAAAAUGAAGAAAAGAGUCAAAUGGCUAGUUUGAUGAAGACUGGGCAAAAUGUUACUGACACUGUAACUGGUUUCCUCCAGUCCUUGAAAAGCAUCCUUACCAAUCCCUUGUAUGUUUUAACAUUAUUUUUGACACUGCUACAAGCCAGCAGCCAUAUUGGUUCUAUUACUUAUGUGUUCAAAUACGUAGAGCAGCAGUAUGGCAAUUCAGCAUCUGAGACGAGCAUUUUGCUUGGAUCCAUAAGCAUACCAUCUUUGGCAGCUGGAAUGUUUACAGGAGGAUUUAUUGUUAAAAAGUUCAAGUUUACCUUGGUUGGAAUUGCCAAAUUUGCACUUUGUGCCCAUUUGAUGUCCUUCCUAUUUCAUCUAAUAAAUUUUGCACUAAUCUGUGAAAACAAAUCAGUCGCCGGACUAACCCUGACCUAUGAUGGAAAUACUCCAGUGGCAUCGCAUGUAAAUGUACCACUUUCUUAUUGCAACUCAGACUGCAAUUGUGACCCAACUCAAUGGGAACCACUCUGUGGGAGCAAUGGAAUAACUUACAUGUCACCUUGUUUAGCAGGAUGUACAUCUUCAAGUGGCAGCAAAAAGUCUAUUGUGUUUCAUAACUGUAGUUGUGUGGAAGAAAAUGGUUUCCAGAGCAAAAAUAACUCAAUGAAGUUGGGUGAAUGCCCGAAAAGUGAUGACUGUAAAAGAAAAUUUUAUAUUUACAUAGUAGUGCAAAUACUUACCCUUUUUUCUGCUGCAUUAGGAAGCACCUCAAAUAUCAUGCUGAUUUUUAAAAAUGUUGAACCUGAACUGAAAUCACUUGCCAUGGGUUUCCAUUCACUAACUAUUCGAACACUAGGAGGAAUUCCAGCUCCUAUAUAUUUUGGAGCUCUGAUUGAUAGAGCUUGUAUGAAGUGGUCCAUCAAUAACUAUGGGAAGCAAGGGUCUUGCAGGAUAUAUAAUUCCUUGUUAUAUGGACAUACUUUCUUUGGCUUGACUACAGGCUUAAAAUUUCCAGCCCUUGUUUUAUUCAUUGUAUUGAUUUUUGCUAUGAAGAAAAAAUACCAAGGGAAAGAUAUUAAGGCAUCAGAAAAUGAAACAAAAGCCGUGAAUGAAGCAAAUUCAGGACCAUUAAUUAAUGAUGCCAAAGUGGACCAUGAAACACAUAUUUAGGGGAGAAAAAAUUCUUUUUCUGCUGCUGUGUUUUCAACUAACAUUGUAUUAAUUGAGUAGGAUGUUAUUUUUGAGUAGUUCCUGGUCUUUUCACUGACAAUUUCCACAUUCUAUACUAAUGAUGGAGCCAAAACCAAAGGGAAAAAAAAUGGGAGUACUCAUUGUUAACAUAUGACCAUGCAUUUGUGGUUAAGAUUAGAAUGCAUGAUCCAUACAAAUUUAAGGUGAAAGUUAUAAGUAAUAUGUAACAGAAAAAAAAAUUUGUUCAGAUGAUUGUAGUACAGUAAAACCAGUGACUAGAAAAUAAGUAUAGGUGAAAAAGGAAGAGAGAAAUUAAUAGUCUAAAUAUGGAGAAAAGCCCGAUACCUUACAAAUAAACCAGUUUGGACCAUGUUA
Molecule: messenger RNA, 2662 nt
Organism: Bubalus bubalis (water buffalo)
Lineage: Eukaryota; Metazoa; Chordata; Mammalia; Artiodactyla; Bovidae
Product: solute carrier organic anion transporter family member 1B3
Exons: 15
Coding region: 197-2266 (689 amino acids)
Biological process (GO): sodium-independent organic anion transport; transmembrane transport
Cellular component (GO): membrane
Molecular function (GO): protein binding
Source: RefSeq, a predicted model, not a curated record